Molecule: messenger RNA, 4688 nt
Organism: Dermacentor silvarum
Lineage: Eukaryota; Metazoa; Arthropoda; Arachnida; Ixodida; Ixodidae
Gene: Dhap-at
Product: dihydroxyacetone phosphate acyltransferase-like
Exons: 14
Coding region: 225-2321 (698 amino acids)
Biological process (GO): ether lipid biosynthetic process
Cellular component (GO): mitochondrial membrane; peroxisomal membrane
Molecular function (GO): glycerone-phosphate O-acyltransferase activity
Source: RefSeq, a predicted model, not a curated record
GAACCGCGCCUGCUCUGGCUCUACCGGCUUCCCUGAUACAUCAGCACAGCGCUUUGGCAAUGAUCCUGGCGAUCUGGGCGUACGCUCAUUUGAGCGAUAAUCGAGUCGAUUGAAGGAGAAAACCUGCACUUCUACAGCGCUAUGUCGUCGACGCCGACGUAAAGUAACCAGACGAAAGGAGCCUGGAACUGGAGUGAGGCAAGCACAAUAACUUCUUUGUCACCAUGAGCACCGGCUACAUCACGCUGAAUGGCGAGCGAUUCGACGACAUUCUCGCCGACCGACGCACGGCGGGAGACCUGUCGUGGUGCACGCGAGAAUGGAGCUGCCCCAAAUACCGCUUCUUUGGCAACCGGACGCCGCAGCAGAUCAAGCAGGAGGUGCUGGGCAGUGCGCGUGUCCAGAGAGCAAUCACCGAGGUGAGCGCCGAGCAGAAGCGACCGGUCGCGGAGGUGUCAGAGGAGGCACGGCGCAUUCUCGAGCAGAUGGGGCACAACAUGCGUAUGGGCAACAUCCGCUUCCUCGGCUACCUGUUCAGCAAGUCGUACAAGAGCAUGUACCGGGCAAUCUAUGUUCACUCUGAGGGCAUGGAACGGUACCGGAAAGCUGCCGCCGAAAACCCCGUGCUGCUGCUGCCAACACAUCGCAGCUACAAUGACUUCCUGCUCAUGUCUUAUGUGUGCUUCUACUACAAUGUGCCACUUCCCGUUAUCGCAGCGGGCAUGGACUUUCUGGGCAUGCCUGCAGUCACCAUGCUGCUGCGAAAUGGCGGCGCCUUCUUCAUCCGGCGCACGUUCGGCACGGACCGACUGUACUGGGAGGUGUUCCGCCAGUACAUCCACUCUCUCAUUGCCGGCUCGGAGCACGCCCUCGAGUUCUUUGUCGAGGGCACGCGGAGUCGCACAGCCAAGUCACUCUGUCCACGAACUGGCCUGCUGCAGACGGUGCUGGAGAUGUUCUUCACCUCGCAAGUGUCGGACAUCACUGUCAUCCCAAUCACCAUCACCUACGACCGUACGCUCGAGGAGAAGCUCUAUGCCUUCGAGCUGCUGGGUGUGCCCAAGCCCAAGGAAUCCACAUCGGGCCUAGUGAAGGCCAGGGGCAUCCUGAACGACGACUACGGCAACAUCUUCAUCAAAUUUGGCACCCCCAUGUCAGUCCGGCAGUUUUGCGGUCGCUCGGUCGACCGGUCUGUUCACAGCGUGCACCCAAGAUUUGAGACCCAUGUGACCGCCGAAGAGACCGCAGCCUGCACCCGCCUUGCCCACUGGGUGGUCCGGGCCCACCACCGGUCCCUGGCCCUGUCGGCCUUUCCCCUAGUCUGCCUCUGCUACCAGGCACGUGUGAGCCGGCAGCGCAGCCGGGGGCUGUCGCAACCUCGGGUUAUGCUUCACGAUCUUGCCGACGAGGCGCUCUGGCUGCGGGAACUGGUUCAGCGCCUGGGUGCCCUCGUCCACCUCAAAGGAGGAAACAACAACCAGACAAACCCGGUGACUUGGCUCCGUCGCGAGGUCCGUCUGCACUCAAACGUGUUCCGGCUCAAGCCGGAAGGCACCAUAGAAUUAGCACCGGCCGACACGAGUGCUGUGCUUCCAGUGGGAGCCGACGCCAAUGCCAAGCCGACCGGCACUUUGCUACGGAUAGAGGCCGACACGGUGAAGACAGCCAUGCCCGAGAUGAUGCUCUAUCACUAUGGGAACCAGGCACUCCAAGUGGUAGCACCGGUGUGCAUGGCAUCACUUGCACUUCUGGCCACGCCGCCUCCGAGGUCUCAAGGUUCCGUGUACGAGAACUUCAAGAAGCUACAGAGCCUACUCCAGCGAGAGUUUGUUUUCGAGGUGGACAAACUGGAAGAGAGCUUCCUGGAAGCAACGUAUGCCCUGCAGAGUCUCAACGUGCUCGCCGUCCUCAGGCUGGAGCCAGCUUCUCCGGAAAGCACAAACAGCUUGCAUUUCCUCGCUAGUCACAUGACGCCCUUCCUCGAGGGGCUUCAGACGGUGUGCGACUUCCUGCGCGAUCAGCCCAGUGAUGUGGUGGAGGUGCCCCUGCCCGAGCUAGUGCGGAAGUGCCAGUGUGCCGCGGAGAAGCGUCUGCGCCAGGGCCAUCUCACGGACUACCGGGUGCUCUCUCUCGACAUGCUCAACAACUGCCUCAUCUGCCUCUGCAACCUGGGGGCUGCUCACAAGGAGAAGCGGAAUGGUGCCGCCGUCUUAAUCCCGAAUGCUGACAUAAUUGCCAAGGUUCUGGAGAGCAUCGAUGUUUUCCUUUCCGUGGCCUCGAGGUCGUCAACGAACGCAGAGCUCUGCCAAGCCAAGCUGUAGCCAGGAGAAACUGCAGCCUAUUUAUUUCCUUCCUGUAGAGACAAGGGGCAUUGUGAUAUAUAAACAGCUAGGCAUCGUGCGCUGCAGUCAGUUUGCAUAGCCCAAAUACUAUGAGUAUCUUUACGAGUCACAGGAUGUAAUGUUUCACUAUUUCCCCCUCUGUUUGCACACUUGCACUGUUAGUGUUGACUGCACUUAUACAUUUGUUUUCAUGUUUUUCUUUUUUUCAUUUCUACAUUUAGAUUGAGUGAUGUGGGGCUUUUGCUUCAUUGUUAUGUUUUGAUGACAUUUAGUGGCGCUUAUGUGCAACAUAACAUGAUUGAUGUGACAGCAUGAUGGGAUGAUUUCCCAGUAGUCUGUAACUAACAAUGUCCUUGUAUUCAUUCCAUGUUAAUGGCUUGAAAUCAGUGUCUUCUGCAUAUUGAAUACCACUGUGGCAUUAUUUAGUGUUCUGUGAGGGGGCUAUGCGUCAUUAACAUGGUCUGUUCAGUUAACAACUGAAGCUGCUUUGACUAAUGAGUUUGCAUGUAUAUUAUGUGAGGUCACUGGUUUCACUGCUACACGUUUAAAAGCAUGCUGACUGGGCCCUAAAGCUUUGUAUGCGGAAAGUGAAGCCGUAAAGUAUUGAGCUGUAGAAAGUGUUCCAGGAAAUGUUUUAUGCCUAAGGGUGCUGGCACCUUUUGAGGUGGCACCGAUCGUAGAAGAGCAAAAACGCACACCUUAUAAAGAUGGGGGUUUGCCUCAGUGUGUUGAGGUGACACUGAUUACACAUGCACUUUCUGCGUUGAAGCAACUGUGAAAGUUCGUCUUUUGCACAAUACAUGUGACAAAGUGCUGCCUGUGUUUUCUUGCCUCAAUGUGUUAAGGUGACACUGAUUAUACAUGCACUUUCUGCGUUGAAGCAACUGUGAAAGUUUGUCAUUUGCACAAUACGUAUGACAAAGUGCGGCCUGUGUUUCUAACUUUAUUUUGCAAAAUAGUAGAAUGCUUUCGUUAUUUGACAGUUGUCCUUUUCACAUUUAUCCCAAACAACAAGAGCGGCUUAUUACACUGCUUGCCAAAAUACAGCUGAAUCGCAACAAUUCAAGCAUGGAUAAUUUAAAAUGUUAGGUAAUUCAUACCAAAUAAGAAUAUAUUGAUUGGCCUCCAAUGUCUUCAUGGCAUAUUAAAGCCACAUUAUUACAUCAGUGCUUUCAGUUCAAACAUUAAUGUCUUGCCAGUGCAGAGGUAAAGUACCGAAACAGCGGAUGAAAGGACAUUCACGCAGUAUGAAUUGGUCAAAAUAAUGCCCACAUCUAGUGAUCAGACAGCUGUGUAUGUGGACAGGUGUUGCUAUGCGAUCGUGUAGUGGUGUAGUGCAGUCAACCCCAUUUAGAUACAACAGUAUUUAAGUGCCAAUAAAAUCUAAUUGUUAUAACCGAUAAUUGUUACUACCUGCUGCCACUGUAAGUGACAAUUACAGUAAUUGUUACUAGCGUGUCACUGUAAGUGACAUAACAGCCAGCACUGCCAUGUACGUAGGUGCACUGGUGCGAUUGAUGUCGACUCUCUGGCUGGGAGCACGGCGCCCACCAGAAGGGCAAAUGGCGUUGGGUUUGUAAUUUAAUUUCUUUCCGCGGCGCGUACGGAUGUAAUACCUAGCAGACAUGAUUGUUAGCUGCCUUUGUAUGCACGGCACUUGUCAGCUCAAUAUGGCCAGACCUGGUGAGGGGCUCUUUAACAAUACUCAGAUUUAGCAAUGAGCAGCUGCCACAUGAACUUUUGUGUGUUUUAUGGCAAAUAAGCCGCUUACUAGAAUGCUCCCGUGCCGCAUUAUCGGUUAUAACAAUUAAAUCUGGCCACUGGGUGUGUGCGCGGAAAGGAAAAACGAUUAAAACUGGUUUUCAUAAAUGGGCUCGACUGUACUGUAGUUCUGUCACCUGUACUGUGUGCCAUCAACAUACGCAUAACCGCGAGCAUUUUUCUUCAUAGCAGUAUAAUAAUUCCUAAUUCCGUUUGGAGCCAUGCCUUAUUGUGCUGUACGUAAGUGCAUAAUUCGAAUUUCUCAUAAUUCAGGUUAUAACUUGUAAUCCCGGUGAGUUUAAUUAUUGAUACUUGACUUGUAACUCUUGUCACGUGCUUUUGCUAUGCAGUCAAAUCGGCCUUUGUUACAAAUGCCACAAAUAAGGUAUUGUUGUGUGCUUAGUUACGUCACUAUGAAGUUCACAUUUGGAUGUGUCCUUGUAAUGCAAUUUUGGUGUUUUUGUGUUGCCAGCAAAGAAAGUGUUUCAUUAGUGACAGUCUUCCUUGUUCUGUGGAGUGGUUGUCGCCCUUGUGAAAGUGCAUAGACAACAUUAAAUGGGUCCCUAGUGGCCUUUGUUGUUUUGU